AUGCUGGAUGGCUUUAUUUCUGAAACAACAGCAUCGUCACCACCACCAGCAACAGCCAGGGCUCUCCAGGCAGUCCUGUCAAGCGAGUCUGACUCCCAUUCCUCACUUGUCUUCUUCACAGACGGCGGCUAUUGGCCAACUGCGGUCUUCAAGGAAUUCAUGUCACUUACGCGAUCAAGAAUUCCAGUGUCGCUGUUCGAAUUGGCAUUUCAUUCACCUGGCGCUAACCUAACGCAGGCUCAGUUCUCCUGGAUGACAGUAGAGGCUGAAAGAGUGCGGCAGGUGUCAUGGUGCGUGACGGUGGUGGUGGUGAGCGACGACCUCGCCUUCCUCACCGCCUUCGCCCAGUGGUCCCUCAAGGGCCGCCUCCUGGUGUGGUCGACGAGGCUCCUGGUCGUCACCCGCCUCCCCCUCCAUCACCUGCAGGUCCUCCAUGGGUUGCUCUCCAUGACCAACUCCAUGCUGCUCAUUGUGGAAGAAACACUAAUUGGUGUUAGGUGCAGUGGGUUUGUGUCCCUGCCAUACAGUCCCAGUGGAACCCUGGGAUUGAAAGUGGCUUCCUGGACUGCUCAAGAAGGCCUCGUCCUCACCUCCAACAUCCCGCUCUUCCCUGACAAGUUCUCCAGAUUUAUUGAGCGUCCAAGUCUCAAAAUAGCAGUCGAUCAGGCCCACCUGAUAGGUACAAAUAUCAGACUGGGAAGACGAGAAGAUGAAGCCCUGGAAUAUUUAGGACAAGGCCUGAAUUUUACAUACAGGCAUAUGAUUCCUUCUGGCGGAUUGCGGGCUGGCGUGGUGGAUAUGGUGGCCAAACAGGAAGCCGACUUCGCUCUAGGCCCUCUAGGUUUGUCUCCGGCCUUGGCCUCAGUGGUGGACUUCAUGUGGCCAAUAACUGUAGAGUACAGUAGGAUCCUGGGCACUCGAGGCCUGCCGGAGGUGGACCCAUGGGGCUUCGCGUUUCCCCUGGAGCUCCCAGUGUGGGCGGCCACCAUGACGACGCUCCUGAUGUUGUCCCUCACGCUGUUCCUGGCUUCGUCGUUCUUAUCUAUGACUCACAUUGCCACAGAGAGGAACUGGGAAAGAGACUCCUUCCGUUUGAUUAGUGCUUUGUUACAACAGGACUGCGUGGUAUCGGGCCGCUGGUGGUGGAGGCGGCUGGUGUUCCUGCUCUGGAUGAUGAUGGUAGCACAGGUGCUGGUCAAGAGUUACUCCGGGAACCUCAUGUCAGGUCUGGCUGUGAGACACAUCAAGCAACCAUACCAGACUCUCCGCAGUGUGGUGGACGACCCCUCCGCCAUCAUGAUGUGGUUUACAGAUUCAAAACAUAGGCAGAAUUUCAAUUCUGUCCAGUCCGGGAUAUAUCGCGAUGUGUUUGAGGCUGGAUCUAAAGGACGCAUCCAGUACAGGAACAUCUACGAAUCCCUACAAAAUAUUUCUGCCCUGCUGAGCGAUGGCCGUCACGUCCUCAUUGGGAAUGAGAUCCUCCUCAACAUAAUUAUCAGCAAAGAGUUCUCUCACACAGGAAACUGUUACUACUACUUGUCGAGGGAGAGACUACUGCCCUCUUUAUUGGUAUCCAUAGGACAGAAGAACAGUCCUCUUGUUCCUGCAUUAAGUAAAAGCACCGUCACUAGCCCCACUCUACACAAUCACACUGUCACCAGUCCAUACUCUAAAACACCUCACCGGCACCAGCCUCCACUCUUCACCAUCACACUUUCACGAGCCCCCAAUCUACACCAUCACACUGUCACCAGCUCCCACUCUACACCAUCACAAUCUCGUCUGCCCCCACUCAAGACCAUCACAAUGUUACUAGCCCCCAAUCUCACUCACCAGCCCCCAAUCAUCACCAUCUCAUCGUCACCAGCCCCUACUCUACAAACUCACACCGUCACCAGCCUCCCACUCUGCACCAUCACACCGUCACCAGACCCCACUCUACACUAUCACACCGUCACCAGCCCACCCUCUAAACCAUCACACUGUCACUAG
Procambarus clarkii (red swamp crayfish) is the source of this 1992-nucleotide messenger RNA. Lineage: Eukaryota; Metazoa; Arthropoda; Malacostraca; Decapoda; Cambaridae. The record is from RefSeq and is a predicted model, not a curated record.